CUCCGCGACCUCCGCCUGCACCUCCGCGAGCCUCGCCUCCAUGCGCGCGUGCGCCUCCUCGUAGCAUACCUCCGCGAAGCAUUUGGUUUCCGCCUGCGCGAUCUUCGCCCUGGCACUAGCCUCCCGACCCCUUGCGUCUGCUUCGGUCAUUUUCCAAAUGCCAUCCACAACUUGAAUAGCCGCUGCCGUUGCUUCGCUCUGGGCCUCUAGUAAUUCCUUCUGUUCCCGGCAGGCGGCUGGCGAGUUGCAGUGCGCCAUGAGGCGUUCUAUGUUCUUGAAAUAAUCCGAUGAUUUGAUUUUGUCUGCG
Pelagomonas calceolata is the source of this 307-nucleotide messenger RNA. NCBI's taxonomy places the organism in Eukaryota, Pelagophyceae, Pelagomonadales, Pelagomonadaceae. The record is from the annotation of a GenBank genome assembly.